AUGGCUGGAUAUUAUAUCACGAGGCAUGUGGUGCAGCCAGGUGUAGGCCUUGUCAGUGAGGCCAUUGCUCACCGGAAGGCGAAGAAAGAGUCUGGUCUAAUCGUGGAGGAGAACAUUCCCUUCAAGACGGCGGCGGCAGAUGGAGUCGAGAUCACUGCGACAGAGCGAGUGACGCUGCAGCGGCCUCCUGAGAAGGGAUCUCUCCUCGAGCAGAAGGAGACGUACGACCAAGAUAUCCAAGAGAAAGAGCUCGUUGAGGAAGUGGAAUUGCUGAAACUGUACAAGACAACAUCAAGCUACAUAGUCCCAAGCGGCAACGCCCUCGGCCCUGCACCUAUCGACGCCAUUGUCAAAUCUUUCAUCAGGGAAUAUCCUCCAGCACCAUCUGGCAGACAGCUAGACGCGCCUGUAGUUCUGCCGCAAAGGCGGCCGGGAAACGCAGCGAGAGGUUUCGUCCAGGCGUAUGCACCGACUCUUCAGAAUGUCGGCAUUUCGCCCAAAGCUUGGUUUGAUUUCCUGGCUAGUUUUGAAGAGUCUCUCAAGAUAAGCCCAGCAUUUGAUGUUUUCAAUCUGGCCGUUGGCGUUACUGGCUUGGUCAACCACUUUGUCCCGAAUCCUUUUACUACUGCCGCAACCAUCGCGCUUACUGUAGCGGAAGAGACAGCCAGAGCCACGUACCAGCGCAUUCGAGCGAACUCCUUCUUCGCAGCGAUGAACGAGAGAUAUUUCAUGCCUCAGGGGUUAUACUGUCUCAUCAUGACUUACAAUCCUCACGGACGAGCUGCGAGUGAGCCGUUCGAUCUCUCCAAGACAGUGUCAAAGACACACGAUCCGGAAACACCAAAGAUGAGGGCAUAUUUGAAGAAGAGCAUGGGCGGAGUACAGGGGACCACGCAGGGAGAGGCGCAUAUGCCUGACACUGCCGAGCUGGUGUAUGUUGACGAUGAAGGUGAUGGACAAAAAGAUGGUGAUGACAAUGGCAAUGGGCCUAGCCGUCUCAACAGAACACGCCGGUUCGUGGAUGCCUACUUGGACAAGCGGGCGCAUUCGAGAUUUGCUGCGGACAAUCCCGAUUCGGUACUGGCAAGGGAGGUCGAAUUUGAGUCAUCAAAGGGCAGCUUUGGGACCAAGCAUCAACACACGGGCAGGGGAGGUCCGAUUGGGGCGCCACUGAGUCGGAUUGUCGAGAGGGUUAGUAAUGGAAAAUACAAAGGGCGAGAUGCGAACCCGAUCGUGAUGGCGACAAGGGCUGCCAGACCGAAGAUACUCUAUCUCAUGGUGGUCGCGUUGCCGUCGGGAGAGGAUAUGAAGGUGGUUAGGGAUUGUUUUGUCAUUAAAGAGAUGACUGAUGACGAGGCUGAAGUUUAUGAGAAGGAUAUGUAA
This is a messenger RNA of Exophiala xenobiotica, 1383 nucleotides long. RefSeq lists its product as uncharacterized. The coding region runs from base 1 to 1383 and encodes 460 amino acids. Lineage: Eukaryota; Fungi; Ascomycota; Eurotiomycetes; Chaetothyriales; Herpotrichiellaceae. The transcript is spliced from 2 exons. The record is from RefSeq and is a predicted model, not a curated record.